ACUUGACGGGUAGCGGAGAAAGGGAUCCCAGCUAGGCCAGUCUGGUUCUGAUCGAGGGGGUGCCGGGGUUUCUGCGCACCAUGGGGAAAAGGGAUAACCGGGUGGCUUAUAUGAAUCCCAUAGCAAUGGCUAGAUCACGAGGUCCUGCUCCAUCUUCGGGUCCUACUAUACAAGACUACUUGAACAGACCAAGACCGACGUGGGAAGAAGUAAAAGAACAAUUAGAAAAGAAGAAGAAGGGUUCCAAAGCCUUAGCAGAAUUUGAAGAAAGGAUGAAUGAGAACUGGAAAAAAGAGUUGGAAAAACAUCGGGAAAAAUUGUUAAGUGGAAGCGAAAGUACUUCGAGAAAGAAAGAGAGAAAGAAAAAGGAGAAGAAGAAAUCCAGUAGGUUGUCUCCAUCUUCCUCUUCCUCAUCAAGCUCUGAUUCUUCCAGUAGUUCUUCUGAUUUUGAAGAUGAGGAUAAGAAACAAGGGAAAAAGAGAAGGAAAAAAAAGCAUCGCUCCUCACGGAAAUCAUCUGAAAGCUGUGGUUCAGAUUCUGAGUCGGACGGCAAGGACAGCUUAAAAAAUAAAAGGUCAAAGGAAGACAAUGAAAGAGAAAAGGAUACAAAAAACCUUGAUAGGAAAAGGAAAAAAACAGACCGUGGGGAUGGCUUGUUAUCAACAGACUCCUCCUCAGAUUCGGAGCACACAGAUGAGGUACCAGCAAAAAAGAAGAAAAACACUGAAGAGAAAGAGAAAAAUGUUAAAACAAAAAAGCGGAAGAAGCACAAGAAACAUGGCAAAAAGAAAAAAAAGAAGACAGCCAGCUCAAGCUCUUAUUCGGAAUAACUUCAGUCAAGACUCUACCCCCCCUUCUCAUCAAAAGUGCAAUGAGACUAGCAAGAACUGCAACUGUGAAAAUGAUGACAAAACUUUACCAAACUGCAUGAGCUCUCCUGUGUGUAAACAAUAUUCUAGACUUUCAGCUUACCCAGUGCAGUUGGGCUGGAAAUAGCCAUUGUUGUUGCCUGAUGCUUAAAUAUAUGUAGUACUCCUCCUUCCCCGCCCUCCAGUAGCUGGUGUUAAAUGUUUUGAAAUAAUUCCUGCACAUGGUUUAAUGAUUGAAUAGCAGUGAGAAAUUCGGUUGAUGCAAAAAAAAGGGGGUGGGUUGUCCAUUACAGAGCCUUUGAAUGUGCUCUGGUGCCCACAUUUGGCUUUAGCACCCAUGGGCUCCCCUGCAUUUUAAUGGAAGGAGCCUUUUUAUACACAUAAAGAACUGAACUUGUGGAUCAGCUCUAUCUGCUGGAUUGAAAGGGGCAGCCCCUGUGAAUGUACACUCUGCAUGUGCACCUGUUCCCAUAAGCAAAACAGAAUUGGGGCAUUUUAAUUUUGAACUGGUUAUUAAAUUUACUUUUUCAUUACA
This is a messenger RNA of Rhineura floridana, 1404 nucleotides long. It is a transcript of the gene FAM133B, whose product is annotated as family with sequence similarity 133 member B. The record is from RefSeq and is a predicted model, not a curated record. Lineage: Eukaryota; Metazoa; Chordata; Lepidosauria; Squamata; Rhineuridae. The coding region runs from base 81 to 830 and encodes 249 amino acids. The transcript has 11 exons.